AUGUCGUCGAGUACAGAGAACAGGCUAUCGUACGCUUCGAGUCCUGAGAGUGACUUGGAAGUGAGUCCGCCGCCGGCUCCGAGACUCAUGAAGUCGUCGUCCGACCCCUCCAUAGCAACGACUCAAGACAAUAUGGACAGAGAUGACGAUAUGAAUCAUAUGGCCGAUGCUGUGCCCCCGCCUUAUACGCAAGGCGGUUACGGAGACAGCAAAUACGGCUUCGCAGCGACCACGAAUGGUGCGACCACCAAUGGUCUGAACCAUAACCAAGGACAACAUAUGAGCGGUAAUAACGAGGCGCCUCCCUACCAGUGCAACCCCAUGACCCACUCGCCUCCACAUUCACCCUUAUAUGGAACAGUCCCAGAGCUUCCCCCGCGAGGGCCAGUGACCCGGCCGGCAGGUGGAGUGCUGUUACCGGGCCCACCGCCUGGUCGACAUCCUGGACACAGCCUAAGACAUAAUCCACCGGCAAGUCGUCCUAGCGCCCAGGAGCGUUUGUUCGGCCCCCCUAAAGAGGCGGGGAGCGACGAGACGGCCACGUACACCGCGCGGCCCACCAGCAUGAUCAUACAGCCCACGCAAGGACAAGGCUCCUUGGAUAGGCAUCGACAUCCGAACAAUCAACAGAGCUCGUACGACGGCUCCUCCCCGUACGAGUACGGCGGCGCGGCCAACAGCGGCGCAAGCGCAGGUUGCCGCUUGCCGCCCAACGCGCCUGACGACCUCAAAGUCGCUCCGCCCUCCAUUAAAAUGGAACCUCCACCUCCACCGAACCCAAUUGCGAUGUCUCAGAGCAAUAUGAUACAGAGUCCGCAAAGAAAUUCCAACUCACACGAACACAACUCUUUGGAGUACAGAGGGCCUGAUAAUAAUAAUUAUAGGGCUCCUGAAUACCGAAGCCCUCAGACGAAUAGGCCCCCGCCUAUGAAUGGGAUUAGUCCGCAUACACCAAUGCACGCGCGAGGACCCUCGUUACCUAACGUACCUACGAAUGACCUUGCCAAAUACAGCGGCCGUACGAACUCGGCGUCUCAAGCGGACUACGGCGGGCGUGGCGGAGCUCCAGUACCGCCGUACAAGCCCGUCCCGCCGCCCAAGCCCAAGCACUACAGGCCACCAGACAACUCACACCAUCCCAGAAAUGGAAGCAUGGAGCCGCCCCCAGGGUCGGGCGCGCCCCCCCCUCGCGUGUCGGGGGCGGGCGGCGCGAGCUCGUUCCCGGGCGCGCCGCACUACUCGCACCAGCACUCAGUGUCGCAGCCCGCGCACAGGCCACACAACCACAAUAACUACCAACAGAAUAUGUAUGGUGGGCAGAUGCCUCCACAGUCACCUCCGUACUCGGGCCCUCCAUCACACCACCGCGCCAUCAACCUGCCACACAACCCACAUCUUAUAGAUUUAGCGGGUAGCAGAGAGCAAAGAGGUUCUGCAUUCGAGCUUUAUAGAAAACCGCAACAACACAUGCAUAACUUAAGUUCAUCAGAUGCCAUGAACUCAAGUGUGGAGCGGGACGAGACGUUUUCACGAAAAACUAAAAAGAAAUUAUCUAAAAAGCCUUCGUUUAUUAAAAAUGCCGUUCUCGAUUUAUUCCGUUCGAAAACCAAAAAUUCCCAAAAGGUGUCUCGUCAAAAGUCACUUUGCGAGAGCGACUUACAACAGAGACCUCAUAUUCAACAAAUGCCGAUGUUAAGACGAGAGAAGUCUGACCUUGGAGAUAUGAGUAUACAUAUGAGAAACCAGCAAAUUAGAAAUCAAAUGUUAUAUAGAAGUAAUUCGUCUUCUUGUGAAAAACCUGUAUUAAAACCAAUUCUAAAGAGGCAAAGUUCAUUUUGUGAUGACAGAAACGGGUCUAUAUGUACCGUCAGAGAUUAUGAUAUGAAACCGGUUGUGAAAAGUCUCAGGAGACAGAAUUCAAUGUGUGACAUAGAAACUGAACCCAAAGUUACCCCUCUGUUACGUAGACAAAAUUCCCUUAUAGAGUAUAAUAGGAGAGGUAUCUACGGACAGACAACAAACUUUAACUUGAUUACCAAAAUAGACCCUAUUUACCAAAGAGAGCAACAAAUAAAACAUGAACCGUUUCAUCCUACCCAGCCAUUACCUCCAGAACCUGUAUACCAAAGCAAAGAACGUAUAGUUUAUGACCCUAUUCCUAAGCCUCGUAGAACCUAUACUUCAGUUUAUGACACUUCCUCUGAGAAUCCAUACGCGAGUAAAUCAGAAAUGUCUAACCAAAGUUUUGAGAAUCCUUAUGGAAACCGCCAAACCUUAGAUCUGCCUCUAAUGGAUUCGCCCUAUGCCUCUAGAUCUGAAUGUUUAAGAGAAAGCCCUUAUGCUACCAAAUCCGAAUGUGUUAGAGAAAAUCCUUACGUUUCCCGCUCAGAAAUGAUAAGGGAAAAUCCAUAUGCUUCUAGAACAGAGGUAUUGCGUGAAAGUCCGUAUGCUACUAGAAGUGAGAUCGCUAGAGAAAGUCCAUACGCGACGAGAACCGAAGUCAUAAAGGAAAGUCCUUAUGGAACCAGAAGCGAUUUUACUGAAAGUCCUUAUACAAACAGGCAGGAGCUUGCCAAACAAUCUGAUUCUCUUUACAGUGAAUCACCAUAUUCUAGUAAAGAACAUAUGUCACGAGCACGUGUUACAUCUGACAGUGCAUAUUCGACUAAAGAAGAAAUGUUACGACAAAGAUUUUCCGAAUCACCUUACAGCACUAAAGAAGAUUUGUUAAAGCAGAGAAUGGAAAAUUCUAAAGAUCCUACUUACGGUAAAAGAACUUACGAUCCGCCACCAAGUACGUCUUGGACUGAAAAUUCUUAUGGCAUAAGACCGGAUAGACGGCUACAAACACCGGUUAAUUUUCCGGGUAGAAUAUCUCCUAUGAGUAAAUGUAUGAGUGAACCUCCUUAUGCCACCAGAACAGAAAUGAUGGCUAGAAUUGGGCAGACAGAAUCCCCAUACGCUACGCGGGCUGAAGUCACAUCCAGUUGUUCCGAUUCUCAAUAUGCAAGUCGUUCUGAAGCAAUGGACGUUAGAACUGAGAGAAGACCAGCCUCUGCAGAAUGCACUUAUGUUUCCAAACAGGAAAUUUUGAGAGAGAAAGCAGCAUUUUUAGCUAAAAAAGAAUCUUCGUAUAGUAUAAGGCUAGAGGAGAAGUUAGAAAUAAUAAAGCAAAGAAAUCAAGCGAAAAAAGAAAUGAUUUAUCAAACCAGAAAAGAAGCUAAUGAAAGCGAUUCUACAAAAGUUAGAGAACCUCUUUAUGUUUCAAAAAGAGAUUUGAAAGAGAGUGUAAUCUAUGAGUCACAACAGGAAACGAAAGAAGUAGCACAAUCAGAAGAACAAGGAAGUAGUCAUAGCAGUUCUAGAAGUAGUCCUUACGAGCUCAGUGAUGCGAAUCACUUGUCUCGUAGAGAGCCAUUAUAUCAGACGAAAGCAGAAGCUGAAAACACUAAAGUAGAUACGGAGACUUUCCAGGAAAUUGAUUUUUCAAAACUAAGACUAACAGAUUCGAAGACAGACGCAGAGAAGCAAAAGUCAAAAAAUAUGGAAACUAACAUAUUAAAAGGGGAACCGAUGUAUGCUCCCCGAUUACAUGGUAAAGCAGAUCAUAUUUCCAAUGCGUUGAAAGUAACUACUGCUCCGGUUCCAUAUGAAUCUACGACAUCUAUGGAAACACAAUAUGCAUCCGAGUGUAGCAUGAACUUUGAAAAUAAACCUCAAAGUACACCAUAUACGUCACAAGAUUUGCUUGAAAAAUCUAGCAAACCAAGUAGAAGCGUAACGUUUUGUGAACAGAUACUAGAAAGGAGUACAGAAACGAGCCAAGAGAACUCUCAAAGUAUGUCAAACAGUCAAAAUGAGACUACAGUUAUUGAUAAUCAAAACACAGUGAUAGCAAUAACGUCUGACGAUAGCGAAUCCACUGAGGCUAAACCAAAAGAAGUGGAACCGGAUGGACCUCAUACUACCUGGGGGAUUUUUGAUAGUGAAGGAGGCAUUCUAGAAGAUAGACAGUGGGGUGUCUCAUUAAUAAUACCACCAAAAGCAAUUGCCCCGGGAAUCAAGCAAAAGAUCUACUUUACGGUGUCUGAUCCGCGACUGAGCCAACGUGUGGGGGGACCUCCGAUCGAUAUGGACAACGGUGAAGCGAUGCUGUCCCCACUAGUGAUGUGCGGGCCCCAAGGCCUGGUGUUCCUGAGGCCCGUGACCCUGCGGUUACCACACUGCGCUAAUGCGGUCCCGUCCUUAGGUCUUACCAUAAAAGCAACAGACACCGAAGCACAUCUCAGCACGGACUGGGAUCAAAUACACUUGCCUGCCACCACCACUUUGAAUACUGUCGCUGUUAAAGUUGAUCAUUUUUAA
This is a messenger RNA of Arctia plantaginis, 4365 nucleotides long. The record is from the annotation of a GenBank genome assembly. Lineage: Eukaryota; Metazoa; Arthropoda; Insecta; Lepidoptera; Erebidae.